AGGAAAUGCAAUUUUAAUAGUUUAAAAUAUCAACGUAGCAGGAUUAUCAACAAACAACUUACUGCUCAAACACCUUUCCGCUUAUCACAACACAAACGACCAGCAGCCUUAUCACGCCAGUCUAAUUUGCAAUGCCAUGCGCGUCUCGUCUUGGGCCUCUUGGCACACCGCGCAACAAUUCGCUGAUGCAGCACAUAUUCCGAUAAAGGCAAGAUAUUGUACUGGUGUAAGCACCUGUUUGCUGCCAUACCUUAACAAACGAAUACAGUAUAAAAAGUCAGAUGCCUUUUCAACAUGUCUGUUGAGGAGAACGAACUACAGGCCGAACUAGCCAACCUCUCCGCGACCAUCCAUUCCCGCCAGUACAUUCCCAAUGACCAGAGCUAUCAGGAGACAUGGCGCAAUCCGGCCACCACCGUCAGCCGUGUACAGCUGCACAAACGACGAACCCUCAAGGGACAUUUAGCCAAAGUGUACGCGCUGCAGUGGGGCUCGGAUUCCUACCAGUUAGUGUCGGCUUCGCAGGACGGGAAGCUGCUGGUGUGGAAUGCCUACACGAAUAAGAAAGCCGGCGCGGUCUCCCUGAAAUGCAGCUGGGUGAUGGCCUGUGCGUAUUCCCCUUCGCAGCGUUUGGUGGCCAGUGGCGGCCUGGAUAAUAUAUGCUCAGUGUACAAACUAAAGGACGAGAAGCAGACGUCCACGGCGGUACAAGAGAAAGUGUGGCGGGAACUGUCCGGGCACACGGGAUUCAUCAGCUGCUGCCGGUUUCUGACCGAUGAGCAGAUUUUAACCAGUUCCGGUGAUAAGACGUGCGCGCUGUGGGAUGUGGAAACCGGUCAGACGACGACGGCGUUUGCUAACCAUGUCGGCGAUGUUAUGCACGUGUCCGUUUCCCGAGAUAAUCGAACUUUUGUUUCCGGAUCCUGUGAUUCAACCAGUAAACUAUGGGAUAUUCGGGAUGGAUUGUGUCAUCAGACGUUUUUCGGUCACGAAAAUGACGUGAACGGCGUAGAUUAUCAUCCCAGCGGAUACGCCUUCGUCACGGCGUCCGAGGACGGUACCUGUCGUCUCUUCGAUAUUCGGGCUGACCGCCAGGCGGCCGUGUAUAAGCACGAGAACAUGGACCGGGCAGCGGCUACCUGCGUAGCCACUUCCAAAUCCGGAAGACUGAUCUUUGCCGGUUAUGACGAUGCCAUUUGCAAUAUUUGGGACACUGUGACCGGUACGCGGGUUGGAGUUUUGUUAGGCGAUGAGAAUCGCGUCAGUACUGUGGGUGUGGCGCCGGACGGAAGGGCAGUUGCCACCGGCACAUGGGAAUGUUAUGUGCACGUUUGGGCCUGAAAGCUAUACCCUCAAAAAAUCGAGUUUUCCCUUUUUUUGGUCACUGCUCGAAACGUGUCCGUUACACUUCGAUUCUUUGUGAGUUGCAAAUUCGCACCGUGAAGUUCCAUAAUUGCUACUCGUAAACUGAGUAUAAAAUUUUUGUCGAUAACUUUUUUCUUAUUGGCAUUUGCAAUUGUGACGCCUGCUGAACGAAGAGAUAAAAAUGAAGUUUGGAUG
This is a messenger RNA of Paramacrobiotus metropolitanus, 1560 nucleotides long. RefSeq names its product guanine nucleotide-binding protein subunit beta-like. Gene Ontology annotation, molecular function: protein binding; signaling receptor complex adaptor activity. The transcript is spliced from 2 exons. Gene Ontology annotation, biological process: G protein-coupled receptor signaling pathway. NCBI's taxonomy places the organism in Eukaryota, Metazoa, Tardigrada, Eutardigrada, Parachela, Macrobiotidae. The coding region runs from base 295 to 1341 and encodes 348 amino acids. Gene Ontology annotation, cellular component: cytoplasm; heterotrimeric G-protein complex. The record is from RefSeq and is a predicted model, not a curated record.